This is a messenger RNA of Haliotis rubra (blacklip abalone), 6207 nucleotides long. Its product is annotated as MLX-interacting protein-like. Gene Ontology annotation, cellular component: nucleus. Gene Ontology annotation, biological process: regulation of transcription by RNA polymerase II. Gene Ontology annotation, molecular function: DNA-binding transcription factor activity, RNA polymerase II-specific; RNA polymerase II cis-regulatory region sequence-specific DNA binding; protein dimerization activity. The record is from RefSeq and is a predicted model, not a curated record. The coding region runs from base 183 to 1013 and encodes 276 amino acids. NCBI's taxonomy places the organism in Eukaryota, Metazoa, Mollusca, Gastropoda, Lepetellida, Haliotidae. The transcript is spliced from 7 exons.
CAACGCAAGCAAAGCUCUUGCUUGAGUUCUUAGUGGGCGUCUCAUGAACCCCUCUUUGGUUACCACACCCAGGGGAUCUUACAUGGAAUACUCGGUGGUGAACUUGGCGUUCAAGAUUUUUGAGAAUACUGAAGAGCGGGACCCCGGGGACCCGAAAGCACGUUUCUGGAUCUGAUAGGAAUAUGAGGAUUAUCACGGGUCCAAUUCCACCCUCUGUAGUGUGUCCCCCUUCCAAGGGGCCCGUUGGCGAUGCCGCUCAGGUGAAGGUGAAGAGGAAAUGUGGACGUCCCCGGAACCCCAUCCCUCGUCACAAGAGGGAGUCACACAUCAACGCCGAGCACCGGCGAAGGGGAAAGAUACAGAAUGGUUUCCAGACGUUAAAGAACAUUGUCCCCAAGAAUGGCGAAACGUCGGUGGGAAGAGACAGCAAGUCCGAUAUUCUGUUCAAAGCUGCCGAGCACAGCCGGAAGGUGAAGGCCGAAUGCGAGGAGCAGAAGACGAUGAUCACAGCUCUGCGGCAGGAAAUGGAUAUCCUCAAUGCUGAGAUUGAAGCAUAUCAAGCCUUUAUGCCUGACGGGAACCUGUUCGAGCCACCUCAAGUGAACAUGGAAGAGCGACUUAGUGAAUACAUCCAGAGUCGAACCCGAGACAGCUGGAAGUUCUGGAUUUUCAGCUUCAUAAGCCGCCCCCUCUUCGAAUCCUACAACCGUCUUGUCUCAACAACAACCACGGAAGGUUUUCUUCGCUCAGUUAUGGAUUGGGCCGCCUCCAACUUGUCUCUAGCUAAUCUUAGAUCAGUGGUGUUAGGCUCACUCCGGUCAAUCAGCACCCAGACCUCCAUCAUGAACGAACCUCUCAGCCUCCCUCAGGAAGCUCUCCAUCAAACCACAGGACUUUCCCUGGAUCCAGCCUUCCUCCAGUCAACUGUAGAACUUCUAGACAAGGACUUCUCACUCUCAGAUCCACUGUUCAAAGACUUGGCACUGCCAGAGCCAACCUACACAGCUCUCUGAUGCAAAGAUGCCUUAUAUGACAGUGUGUAAAAUAUUCUGUACGGACACACAGUUGCUGACUGACAAUCUGUCUGCUAUGCAAGAGCGGAUGUGUGCUACUCGGGGUAAAGAAAUGCCUAGACAGCUGAUACAUAAGGCUGUUGCACUUGAAGAAGUGGGUAAGACGACGCAAGAUCAGUUGAAUGAAAGAACCAAAGGUGUAACUUGUUCACAAAUACUUGGUUACUUUGUAGUUUGGGUGAAUGUUGAAACAAAGAAAUGCCUACAGAUCACUUCCAUACAUAACUUCAUUUUGUUUGCAUUGAAUGUUGUUUGCACAAAUGGGAAGCAAGAUCAGAGAUACCGCAGUAGAACUAAGGUGCAACUUGUUCACAGAUUCUUGCCUACCUUGACACUUUGUGUGAUUGCAUAAAGAAGGAAAUGCCUAAAGAUCUUUCACAUGCAUGAUUCAGUUCCUGUUUCUUGCUCAAAUCUUGCUUCCAAAUCUUUCGAAUUUCGCACAAUGUAAAAUCAUUUUUCCUCAUUCAUUGAAAAGGUACUAAUACUUUGGUUUAGGUGAUUUCUGAAAUCAUGUGCAGAAUAUAAUAUCCUUUGUUAGCAAAUGCAUUGUGACACCUCAUGAGUCAACAUCAGAAAACUCCAUUAGUUUCAGAUCUACUGAUUUUCAGACAUCCAUUCGUAUAUAGAUCUUCACCGCUAUUGUCCUUUGAUACCUUUUUCAGAAGAUUACCAAGAAUAAUUACUUCUCACAUUGAUGUUUUAUAUAGAAACAUAUAAGACAUAUGUUAACAUCCUAGAUGAAUCCUUCAAAACAGUAUGAUAUCAAGAAUGAACACAUUGUUUAAAAAGGUUUCACUUUAGACAGCGGAUAACUUCUUGGAGUGGCAAUUUUAGAAGUUGGAGCGUCAGAUAAAGACAAACUCUAUGGAUGAACAACUUCUUUAUUAGGUGAUGCGACUUUUUGAUACAGAUUCUUGUAUCAUUGCUGGACACUAAAUGAAGAAGUUAUUCAUCCAUAAAGCUUGUCAUUAUUGGCUUCACUUUACUUGGUAAAGAAUUAGAUUGAUCUAUAUUGCCACAAGGUUUCCACCAUAACAAAUGUCACAUUUACAGAUUGGAUGUGUAAUAUCCUGUUGUAGUUAGUGGAAGUUUAUUUUCUGUUUGGUAGUAGAAACAAGGGUACUAGGUUUAUGAAAGUAUAACCUACCUACAAAUGCUCAUGUUACCAUGACUAUUGGCCUCAGAUAUUCCUCAUACAUACUACUGCUUCCUUCUGGCUCAUAAGAUUCCUUAGACGUUUACGCAUGGUUGGAUAACAAACAUGAUCAUACAUUUAUCUGGAUAGAAUCAAACACACCUUACUUCAUAUUACCAUAUAAAAUAAAUUUUAAAAUCAUAUCCUGUAUUAAAAAUUUUGAUAGAGCACUUUUGGUCUAGCGCACAAAAUGACUCAACUCAGGAUAAAAAGACCAAAAGCAAUUCUCAAUUACAGGUUUGUUUCGUCACAAAACGUUAUAGGGCUUGCUUCCUCUGUCUGUCUCAUGAUGUGAGGAAAUAUCAACUGAACAUUUCACAGUCAAACUUUUAGAGUCAGCUAUUUUCACUUUAAUUAGUACCAAUCAGUUGACAUUUUUUAAAGAUUAAUAAGCAUUUCAAAUUAAUGACCGUGGUAGUGAAAUAACAGAAAGAGCCUUUUCAGCUUUGCUUAGAAUGUUUACUACCUAUUUGUUUAUAGUGACAUCACUUAUUAAAUCUAUCAUACCUUGUCACGUUUAAGAAAAUCUUGAUGAGUACAUUUAUAUGAUAUACCCACUUACAGUCAUCAGGAGUUUACCAAGGAACCCUCACCUUCCUUCUUAAAUGAUACCCUGCUAUUCUUUGCAACCCUGCCAUGCAUACCAUUCUUUGCGUCAAAGGUAUUAACAGAAUUCCUCAUUCUUUGACCAUACUCAUAGAAGACUAUUUACACAUACUCUAUAGUUCACAUAUAUACAAUAGAAGUAUUACUAAAGAAAUCCACACAUUAUCGUUUAUGUAUAUAGACAAAACUGUAUAGUUUACACAAAGCAGCUUCAUGACAUUUUCUCUCAUGCUAUCAAUUCUUAUUUCUUGAAUCAGAGGCUUAUUCAGGUGGAAAAAUAUAAACAAAUCAGCAAGGAAAAUCAACACCUGUAAUAUAUUUCUUUACAAGGUAUGUUGUUACGACAGAGAUAUAGUAUCCAGUUUACUUUUACCUAUUCAUUGCUUGCCAAACUGCUUAAAUGAAACCUUUAUUUCUCAAUGGGAGCAUAAUAUAUAUUAAAUUAAUAUUUUUAUGCUCAUGAUUAAAAUAGAUCAAAUUCAGAAUCAUCCCACAUGACAUAAUAUCAUCACAGAAUGUUCCACCUCUAAAAGUGCAAAGCAUUGUUAUUUGAUCUCAGUGUCUGGGAAAGCAAUUUGAUACCCAACGUAUGUGUAGAGCACCAAGUGUUUGAUUGAAUUUAUGUACAGAUUCAAGAAAUGGAAUGAAUUUUGUUUCAAACAUCUCACCAUUUUUUAUUCUCUUGUAUAUGUUUUUGUCUUUCACAUGUUUGUGAUAUUAUACAACCAUUUGGUAUCUUGCAUCAAGUAGGUUCUUGUUCAUACAAAAUAUAAAUUUAUAUUUGAGUUUUGAUAUAUCUGUGACAUGAUAUGAUGUAAGAGGAUACAUGACCUUCACAUUUCUUGAGUACCUCAAGUUUCCAUUUUAAAGUUUCAUAUUUUAAAGACUUGACAUCAUGAAACAAUUUGCUCAAUUGUAUUUGUGGAUAUACCUUGAUGACAUCAUAAAAAGAUUUCAAAAUUAUUUAACUCCUUCUUUCUAAACUUUUCAAUCUUAACAAUGAUAGCAUGUGGCCUAGUGGCCUAUGGCACUGCAUGUCACUGUGCAGGGUUGCCUCCCUUAAGACUUGUCAGGAUGCAAAGGCGUGUAUGAUCCCUGACACAAAGUAUUACUGAAAAUCUUUUCAAAAGAGCAUUUGAUCCUAAUCACUAUAGACAUAUUAGUAAUACAUCAUGUCAAGAAACCCAGUUAUAUCAUGGCAGGUGACACCAUUUACAAACACUUUCUAUCCUGGAACUGAGUGAGUGAGUGAGUAAGUUUGGUUUUAUGCUGCUUUUAGCAAUAUUCCAGCAAUAGCAUGGCAGGACAUCAGAAAUGGGCUUCACACACUGUACCCAUGGGAAUUGAACCAAGAUAUUUGGUGUUUGUUUUUGUGCUACCGGCUGUAGAAAUAUUCCUGUCAUAAUAUUAGCAGGCACCAAAAAUACAUCCAUGGAACCCAUAUUGGAACUGAACCCAGCAUGAUUAACCAAUGAUUUACCCACUAGGCUACCCAACUGCCCCAUAUGAAGUGAAAAUACAGAAUGCUUCUACCCCCUGCCCCAGUUGGAAAACUUUUGUCAAGUCAGAGUGGGAUUAGAUUGAUCCUGGCUAAGCUUCCCUAGCAUUCUUAUCUACAUGUGACAUCCCUUUGUUACCUGGUGAAUCGUUUGUAGGCCUGAAAUGCACUCAGCAUGCCUUUUCCAGCAUUGCUCUUCACUGCUGUACAUUAGAAAUAUGAUGAUUUGCUCACAUUAUAUUUCAACAUAAUACACACUGUAAAUAUUCAUCAAAAUUAUUCACCUGUAAAUAAUAAUGCAAUACGUAUUGAAAAUAUUAAAUAUGAUUCAUUAUCACAAACCAUCACAGUAACAGAAAAGCUACUACUGCUGAGGUUUUGAUACUAUUUCUCGUCAGGUAUCUUUUACACAAUCAUCAUUUCUCUUUGACAUAUCUUCAAGUUCCCAAUCUGCAGUGCCAGUUCUAAAACCCCUAACAUCAUUAUUAUUAUAGAAUCUAGAUACGUUUUCAGACACCAUCUUGUGAACACCAUGCAAGUGGGUUGGUCAUUCUGUAUGUCUUAUCACACAUCAUAACUGACCAUGUUCACACAUUGAAAACCACACACUCUUGUCCGACAAUCUUAUUCACACAUAAAUAUUUCAUGAAACAAAAUCAUGACUGUUGGACUCAUGAUAGAUUUGUUAAAGGUGUCAAUACUGUGGUUAACAGAAGUAUUUUAGAUUCGUUCAACUCAUAGAAUCUUGUAAAAUAUUCACUAGUGGUACUCAUUUUACAGUCAACCCUGUCACAUUGUGAUGUCAUCAUACCGUGCUGGAUUGUUGCUCAUGCUUUCAACCACUAGUUUGUCCUGCACUUAUCUGAUUAUUUAGAGUCUGAUAAAGUUGAAAUGUUGGACAUUGCGGCUCAAACUUUUCUAACAAUUGCAGGGGCGGUGGGGUAGCCUAAUGGUUAAAGCGUUGGCUCGUCACGCCGAAGACCCGGGUUCGAAUCCCCACAUGGGCACAAUGUGUUAAGCCCAUUUCUGGUGUCCCCCGCCGUGACGUUGCUGGAAUAUUGCUAAAAGCGGCGUAAAACCAAACUCAGUCAGUCAGUCAGUCAGUCUAACAAUUGCAACCAAACUCUUAAAAUUGUAGUGAGUGACUAUGGUUUUAUGCCGCUUGUAGCAAUAUUCCAGCAGUAUCACAUCAGGGUACACCAGAAAUGGCCUUCACACAUUGUACCCAUCUGGGAAGUCAAACCCGGACCUUCGGUGUGACGAGUGAACACUUUACCCGUUAGGCUACCCUCCAGUCCUCAUGUGAUACUUUUAUUCAUCACAAUAAUUAUCUGUUCAACCAAAUUAUGCUAUUUAACAUGAAACUGUUUCAUCAUGUACAAAGCCUGUUGUUAAUGCCUGGAUAUACACCUUUCAUUCUCAGAAAAUAUAGGGCACUCUGUUCCUAAUUAGAUAGUUUACACAUCCAACGGACUAUUGGCCAUGCAGGUCAGUAUCAUGUCAGAUGAUGUCAUAGGUCAUAUAUUAUGAGGCUCAUAAUUUCAGGGAAAAUCUGGGAAAGUCACAAAAACAAUUUGAUAGUAUUCACUGUAUUUUACAUAAAUUAUGUACAAAUGUACAUAAAAGAUUUAUAUUUACAUUAUCAUAUAUAUUACAUUAACAUAUCUUCAUUUACAUACAGAUAUAUAUCUAAAUAUCUUCAUAUACAAAGAAAUCCUCCAUGCCUGCAAACAGUGGUGCAGAUGUUUAUGACAUCUAUCUUGUGCAAAAUGACUUGUCAUAUAUAUUUUAUAUGAAUUCCAUUGUUUUAUUGAGAAUAAAACAUUUUAUUAAUA